AUGGUGUCAGUAGCACAGGUCCGCCUACAUCUCAAACAGGGGGCCAGGCUAUCUUCCAUCGACCUGGAAAACGCCUACUGGCACGUCCGAAUCCACAGGAGGUUCAAGAAAAUUCUGGCCUUCCAGGUAGAGGGAGACGUGUUUCAAUUUACCCAGCUCCCCUUCGGUCUCUCUCUAGCUCCAAGAGUCUUCACCAGAAUCGUGAGGGUCUUGGCCAGGGAACUCACCCACCGCAAUGGAGACGUCUUCAUGUACCUGGACGACUGGCUGAUCUCGGCCUCGUCCAAGGAAGAUGGCGAAUCAAGCACAAGGGUAACACUGGCCACGGCAGAGGGCAUGGGCUUCAGAAUCAACCACCCGAAGUCCUCCCUCUCACCAUCACAACAACAGGUGUGGCUGGAGAUGUUGUGGGACACCUCCACAGCUUCCCUCCCCCUCUCCCCAGACAACUCACUACGAAUACUCCGGCGCUUCUUUGUCGCCUCAUUAUCGGUCUUCACUCACCGCCAGUGGGAGACCCUCCUAGUCUCCCCCACCUUCGCGGCAGAGGUGGUCCCCCUAGGUCGUUUGCUUCUUCACCGCCUGACCAGGGAGGUCAACGCGGUCGAACCCAAGAAACUCGCACAUCCCAUGUCCCCUCACUUGUCCGCCCUUCUACUCCCCUGGCUGUCUCGCGACGCCCUACGCCGGUGGACGCUCUGGGUCCCAUCAGCGCCCACCUUCUUCGUAGCAUCGUAUGCCUCCGACAUAGGCUGGGGGUACCAGUCUUCCAAGGGUCACCAGCAGUUCGGGGGCUGGACAGACAAGUGGAGGGUGGCUCACAUCAACGUACGAGAUCUGUACGUGGCGUGGAGAUUCUUGGAGGACAACCAGACUACCCAGGACGAAGCCAACUGCUUCGAAAUGGACAGCACAGCAGCCGUUUUCUGCCUCAACAGGCAGGGCAAGGCCCGCUGA
Homarus americanus (American lobster) is the source of this 957-nucleotide messenger RNA. RefSeq lists its product as uncharacterized. The transcript has a single exon. Bases 1 to 957 code for a protein of 318 amino acids. The record is from RefSeq and is a predicted model, not a curated record. Lineage: Eukaryota; Metazoa; Arthropoda; Malacostraca; Decapoda; Nephropidae.